Messenger RNA from Cebus imitator (Panamanian white-faced capuchin), 1564 nucleotides. Its product is annotated as uridine 5'-monophosphate synthase. Bases 11 to 1354 code for a protein of 447 amino acids. The transcript has 5 exons. The record is from RefSeq and is a predicted model, not a curated record. NCBI's taxonomy places the organism in Eukaryota, Metazoa, Chordata, Mammalia, Primates, Cebidae. Gene Ontology annotation, biological process: 'de novo' UMP biosynthetic process; 'de novo' pyrimidine nucleobase biosynthetic process. Gene Ontology annotation, molecular function: orotate phosphoribosyltransferase activity; orotidine-5'-phosphate decarboxylase activity.
AUGUUGUCAUAUGUUUAUACACCAUUUAAAAUCGUUAAAACAUAGUUUAUGUGUCCAUUUCUUACAGGUUGCAGAUAUUUUAUUCCAAACGGCCCAAAAUGCAGGGAUCAGUUUUGACACAGUGUGUGGAGUACCUUAUACAGCGUUACCAUUGGCUACAGUUAUCUGUUCAACCAAUCAAAUUCCAAUGCUUAUUAGAAGGAAAGAAACAAAGGAUUAUGGAACUAAGCGUCUUGUAGAAGGAGCUGUUACUCCAGGAGAAACCUGUUUAAUAAUUGAAGAUGUUGUCACCAGUGGAUCUAGUGUUUUGGAAACUGUUGAGGUUCUUCAGAAGGAGGGCUUGAAGGUCACUGAUGCCAUAGUGCUGUUGGACAGAGAGCAGGGAGGCAAGGACAAGUUGCAGGCACAUGGGAUUCGCCUCCACUCAGUGUGUACAUUGUCCAAAAUGCUGGAGAUUCUCGAGCAGCAGAAAAAAAUUGAUGCUGAGAUGGCUGGGAGAGUGAAGAGGUUUAUUAAGGAGAAUGUCUUUGUGGCAGCGAAUCAAAAUGGUUCUCCCUUUUCUGUAAGGGAAGCACCCAAAGAACUCAGCUUCGGUGCACGUGCAGAGCUGCCCAGGAUCCACCCAGUUGCAUCGAAGCUUCUCAGGCUCAUGCAAAAGAAGGAGACCAAUCUGUGUCUGUCUGCUGAUGUUUCAGAGGCCAGAGAGCUGUUGCAGCUAGCAGAUGCUUUAGGACCCAAUAUCUGCAUGCUCAAGACUCAUGUAGAUAUUUUAAAUGAUUUUACUCUAGAUGUGAUGAAGGAAUUGAUAACUCUGGCAAAACGCUAUGAGUUCUUGAUAUUUGAAGACCGAAAAUUUGCAGAUAUAGGAAACACGGUGAAAAAGCAGUAUGAAGGAGGUAUCUUUAAAAUAGCUUCCUGGGCAGAUCUAGUAAAUGCUCACGUGGUGCCAGGCUCAGGAGUUGUGAAAGGCCUCCAGGAAGUGGGCCUGCCUUUGCAUCGGGGGUGCCUGCUCAUUGCGGAAAUGAGCUCCACCGGCUCCCUGGCCACUGGGGACUACACUAGAGCAGCGGUUAGAAUGGCUGAGGAACACUCUGAAUUUGUUGUUGGUUUUAUUUCUGGUUCCCGAGUAAGCAUGAAACCAGAAUUUCUUCACUUGACUCCAGGAGUUCAGUUGGAAGCAAGAGGAGAUAACCUUGGCCAACAGUACAAUAACCCACAAGAAGUUAUUGGCAAACGAGGUUCUGAUAUCAUCAUCGUAGGCCGUGGCAUAAUCUCAGCAGCUAAUCGUCUGGAAGCAGCGGAGAUGUACAGAAAAGCUGCUUGGGAAGCGUAUUUGAGUAGACUUGGUGUUUAAGUGCUUCAGAUACAUUUUUGUGAAGACAUUGAAGAUACGUGGUCCCCCUGAAAGUCACUGGCUGGAAAUCAUCUGCUGCCUUUACUACUGCUUGGAUUCUUCCACAAGGCCUGUGUAAGAAUGGCUUCUGGAGUUACUAUGGUCUUUAGGAAAUACUGAGUAAUUUGUAAUCACUGCAUUGUUACUAUAUUAAGUUCAUUCUCAAGCUUG